Messenger RNA from Anopheles nili, 1215 nucleotides. RefSeq lists its product as uncharacterized. The record is from RefSeq and is a predicted model, not a curated record. The transcript has a single exon. Bases 1 to 1215 code for a protein of 404 amino acids. NCBI's taxonomy places the organism in Eukaryota, Metazoa, Arthropoda, Insecta, Diptera, Culicidae.
AUGACGCCCUUAGGCCCAUUCGUGGUGGUAUUCUGUCUUGCGGCCACCGUUGCUGCGAUUCCCGUACGCCAAGGGCAGCUUCUGUCCGCGAUGCAGUACGACGCGCGCAAGGAACCUUCAGGAACCUUGCUGCAGGAGCUGAAGGACGAUGCGAGUGAACGGGACAGCACUGACAGCAGGAAGGAAUCGAUGGAUGUCGAGCAGGAGCGAGUUUCGGAGUCUGGUAGGGUUGAGUCACCAUUGCCAGCUUUGAACGUUGGUCUGCCGAACCUUCGGAAGAAUAAAAUGCUGGGUUACUUCGGAGUGUACGCUCCGGCAGCGGCUUACGCGCCAACUGCGGCCUAUGCACCGCAACCCUACGCAUAUCCGGUGUAUCAAUCGAUGCUGGAUUACUACGACGACUACCUACCGUUGGACAAUUACCCGAGCCUGAAUAUGUUGGCCAACAUGCAGAGUUAUCCGUCGAAUCUGUACGCCAACAUGCCGAGUGGCUUUCAAACGAUGAGUGGCCUAUCGCCCAACCUCCAGCAACAGUUGCAGAGUCUCGUCCAGCAGCAACAGCAGCAACAGCAGCAGCAGCAACAACAGCAAGUGCAGCAAUCGGGCAACCCGCAGUUGGCUAACUUGGCAGGGUUGGAUGCAAACUCCGCAGCUCUCGGUAGCUUCCAGAGCCUUGCUGCUAGCUUUGCCGCAGGAAACGACAACUUCCAGGCACUCGAGGACGAAGACAUCCUGUCGCGUCAUAGCCAAGCGGGAAGGCGUCGACCAGCGGUUAAAAACUCACCAAUCUACUACAUCCGGUUGCCACCAACACCGUACAUGUUCGUGCCGGGUGUCGGUUACAUCUCGCAACCUCCCACCAUUCAACCCAUGGCCGCUCCUGUCCCGCAGUACCCUCAACUCGCUCCACCACCACCGGUUACGAUGAGUCCUUUCUACCAGCUGCCCAUCAACUUCGUCUCGAACGGCAAACCGAGUGGCAUUUACCAGUGGAAUGGGGCUCCUGCUGCACCGGCCGCACCUCCACAGCCGACCUUUGCCCUGCCGUAUCCUCGCCCCCAGCGACCAGCCUUCGCACCGGCACCGUUCCUGCAGGACUCGAAGGUGACGCAUCUGAAGGGUCCGUUCCUGUUCAAUGGCCGGCCGGAGGAGAUCUUCCUGCUGCAGAAUGCCUUCAACCCGCUGUUCCAGACCCCGCUUAAUGCGUACUACUAG